Pezoporus flaviventris is the source of this 495-nucleotide messenger RNA. RefSeq names its product feather beta keratin-like. Lineage: Eukaryota; Metazoa; Chordata; Aves; Psittaciformes; Psittacidae. Gene Ontology annotation, cellular component: intermediate filament. Gene Ontology annotation, molecular function: structural constituent of cytoskeleton. The record is from RefSeq and is a predicted model, not a curated record. The transcript has 2 exons. Bases 130 to 450 code for a protein of 106 amino acids.
CCGUGUGCAGUGACUGUGGGUCAGGGGCGGUGCAGGAGCAGUAUAAAAGGGGGAACUUCUCCUCACUCUCUCAUCCACUGCUCUCGCCACCAUCUCCUUGAGAACAAGGUGAAGCUCUCGCAUCCAGACAUGUCCUGCUACAGCCCGUGCGUGCCCUGCCAGCCCUGCGGCCCGACCCCGCUGGCCAACAGCUGCAAUGAGCCCUGUGUCAGGCAGUGCCAGGACUCCAAUGUCUUCAUCCAGCCCUCCCCCGUGGUGGUGACCCUGCCCGGCCCCAUCCUCAGCUCCUUCCCGCAGAACACCGCCGUGGGCUCCUCCACCUCCGCUGCCGUUGGCAGCAUCCUCAGCUCCGAGGGAGUGCCCAUCAACUCCGGGGGCUUUGGCCUCUCCAGCUUGGGCCUCUCCGGCUUGGGCGGCCGCUACGGUGGCAGUAGGUGCCUCCCCUGCUAAAGCUGCUGGCGACGGCCCUGGGGAAGGGCCCAGGGACACAGAAGA